Messenger RNA from Argentina anserina (silverweed cinquefoil), 1174 nucleotides. RefSeq names its product putative 4-hydroxy-4-methyl-2-oxoglutarate aldolase 3. Gene Ontology annotation, biological process: regulation of RNA metabolic process. NCBI's taxonomy places the organism in Eukaryota, Viridiplantae, Streptophyta, Magnoliopsida, Rosales, Rosaceae. The record is from RefSeq and is a predicted model, not a curated record. Gene Ontology annotation, molecular function: ribonuclease inhibitor activity.
UAAUUUUGUUUUUGGGUUUGAGAUCAAAGUAGGAGAGUCUUCUCUUGUUUCUUCAAUGAGUUUCUGGGUAUGUGUUGAAUGCUAAUGUUAUGUGUCAAAGUUGGCAUCUUUGGUUUCUGUUUCUCUAUGACUCUCUCAUGUAAUGAAUGGUACAUUGGUACCUGUGUAGAGUAAUAGAUGUCUUUGUCAUGCACUAUAUGCUUCUAUGAAACUAGUCAACCCGGGUUGGAAUCUUAUCCCUAUGUAAUCUUGUAGCAUUUGUAACUUCAUAGCAGUGGUCUUUUUGAGGAUGUGAAUGUAAUUCAUAGGUGGAGUGAAUUUAGUCAAUCUUGUUUCCUUUGUAAGCUAAGGUUGUGUCACCCAGAGAUAGCAGGACCAGCCAUGGUACUGAGCUCUCUCUGCCUUCACCGAACCCUAAGAAGCCUCUCCACAAUCCACACUGUUCUUCCUAUACUCUACACCAGUCCUCUACCUCAUAUAUCCUCUUCGUGGACCCUUAUCCAAUUUCGGCCGUUUGUCUCUGUGUGUGGUAGAAAGGUUAAAAUUACAAGCAGUGGCUCUUUGUCAUGUAUCUUCAGAAACAACCUUGGCCUGAGGACAUGGAGAUAUAUGGCUUACUUAGCAACUGCUGAAGUUUGUGACACAAAUUCAGCCCUUUUGGGAAGUGGAGACCUGCGCGUUCUGCCACCAAUAUUCCAGAUGUAUGGACAAUGCCGAGCAUUCUCAGGCCCCAUUACCACUAUAAAGGUUUUUGAGGAUAAUGUAUUGGUGAGGCAGCUUCUUGAAACCAGAGGCGAGGGAAGAGUAUUAGUCAUUGAUGGUGGAGGAAGCAUGAGAUGUGCUCUUGUUGGAGGGAAUUUGGGACAGUUAGCUCAAAACAUGGGAUGGGCUGGUAUUGUGGUAAAUGGCUGCAUUAGAGAUGUAGAUGAGAUCAGUGGAUGUGAUAUUGGGGUUAGGGCCUUGGCAUCUCAUCCCGUGAAGUCGAACAAAAGAGGCCAUGGUGAUAAGCAUGUUCCGAUCAACAUUGCCGGAACCUUGAUCCGUGAAGGGGAGUGGUUGUAUGCUGAUAGUGAUGGCAUCCUUAUCUCAAAAUCUGAAUUGUCUAUUUGAAUCAGUAUUGUAAGUUAACCUGUUAAACUGUCCUUCCAAUAAGAGGAUUUAGUUUUGAAGACCA